Molecule: messenger RNA, 2255 nt
Organism: Cucurbita moschata (crookneck pumpkin)
Lineage: Eukaryota; Viridiplantae; Streptophyta; Magnoliopsida; Cucurbitales; Cucurbitaceae
Product: mitochondrial acidic protein mam33-like
Exons: 4
Coding region: 113-841 (242 amino acids)
Cellular component (GO): mitochondrial matrix
Source: RefSeq, a predicted model, not a curated record
UCUAAACGACGUCGUACAUGGGAGCUGAGAGACUAAACCCUGUUCCGUCGAUUGGUUCCAAUUCUGACCGAAGCUCAGAAACUGAAUAUGUUUACCGCCAGAAUCUCUAUUCAUGGCGGGCGUUUUCCGAUCAGCUCACCGGCGGAUUCGAUCAUCCUACAGUAAAAUCCUUACUCGUCGAUUAUGGCGGCGCCAUUGUUCGCCUUCACAAAGCACCAUAAUCUCAACAUCGCUCUUCACCAGGUCAUUUGUUUCCGCUGCCAAUCCCAAAUCUACCUUCGAUGCCAUCACUCUCAGAGUACUUCGUAACGAGAUCGAGUACCAGUCCGAUUACGCUCCUCCCCAUCUGCCUGCAAUGAGGUUCAAUUCAUUUGCGGUUGAAGACCGACCGGGAAUGCAGUGGAUUACAUUGAAAGGAAAAUUUGGUGACACUGAAGAUAUUAAAAUUGAAGCGACGAUGUUUGAUGGCUGCAAAUCUGUUCCUAAACUUGGAGACGAUAUCGAUGGUGAAGAAGACCUCCGUCUUCACAGUAGCGUGCUUGUUGACAUUUCGAAGAGGGAUGGUUCGGACUAUUUGGAGUUCGUGUGCUCGGCAUGGCCUGAUUCGUUGGAGAUUCAGAAACUAUAUGUUCUUAAGCGAGAUAGAAUGCUUUCAAGACCCUAUAUGGGGCCUGAUUUUAGGGAAUUGAGUAGCGAAAUUCAGACGGAAUUUCGGGAGUUCUUAGCAGAAAGGAGGAUAGAUAAGGAGCUUGCUGUAUUUUUGCAUGAAUAUAUGAUGAACAAGGACAGAUGUGAACUUAUUCGAUGGUUGGCAACUGUCAAGACCUUUGUGGAAAGAUAAAUCAUACGCUUCUUUGGCACCAUCAAACAUGGUUGUUACCAUUUUAAGUUGUUUUCUCUUUAUGGGGUCAGUGAGAUUGCGUUAAUGGAAAAAAGAGGUGACAAAAAGGUAAAGGAAAAUUAGACAGUCAGAGUGAUUACAAACAGGUAGAACUUAGUGUCUAUGGUAAAUUUCAAAUGCUUUCUACCAGUUGGCCAAGAACACCCUGAAAAGGGAAAAGCAUGGUUACAACUUAAAAAAAAAGUCUUGAAAAUUGGUCCUAGUAUAAUCAUUGCAAGAAAUUACUGCACUAUUGUUUGUUUCCUCAGAUUACUACUGAUUAUAUGGUGCAAACUAUGUGGUUUUCUGCCUGUGAUGUUUGUUAUCAAUGUUGUUUGACUACUAUUGCUUUACUGCAAUUAUUGUAUUUUUGAAACAAAAAUCGUAUUAUGGAUUUAGGAUACGUUUUUGGUUUUUGAAAAUUAAGCUGUUGAACACUAUUCUCAUCCAUGAGUUUCGUUGAUUUGUUAUCCACUUUUGACAAAUGAUUUCAAUGUUCGAACUAAAAAAUAGUUUUUACGAACUUGUUCCUGUUUUUUAGAAUUUGACUAAGAAUUCAAAUGUUUCCUUAAGAAACGUUUAGAAUUUUCAGAAUGUCAGUCACUUUGAAAACGAAAACCAAAACAGUUCACAUUUUGGGAAUGGCAACCGUUAAAGGGUGUGGCCAAGUUUCUCUAGCUAGUGCUACUCAUAAUAAUGUCGAGUUAGAAGGAAAACCCUUUUUGAAAAAAGGUGAGACUUGUAGAAAUCAGUUCUCAAAUAACAAUUAGAGACAAAAACUGAUGUCCUGUUUCCUUUUCUUUUGAUUCACACGGCUUUCCUCAUCCCAUGUCCUUCUAGUAUGCGAAGAGGUGUUAUUUUCACUGCUUCAGCAUGCUUUUCAAAAGCUAAAUGUCUAUAAUAAUUAUGUGAAACUAAGUAAAAUCAUGAUUUUGAUUUUGAUUUUGAUUUUGAUCUUGUUCACAUCUGUAGCUUUUGGCUUCUGUUCUUCCUCGCAUGUGGCAUCAUAAUUGAAUAUCCAUCCCAAUGUUUAUUUUCUUGCUUUUAUGAUUUCUCCCUCAUCUUCAACAUCAGUUUUCAAACUUGAAUGUAAAAUGCGCUUUAUUGUUCUUUCUUUCUUACAUUUAAAGCCUGAGUUUCUUCCUGCUUUCAAAUUGGCAGAGAUUUGAAAGGUGGCUUUGUUAGUUCUGUUGCUUUCACAUCUGGGCUUAUGAUUUAGGAUUGUCUAGUGCUGACUUUGUUGUCUGCAUGAAUGUUAACGUGUUUUUGAAGUCAUGACAUGGUCUGGAUCUGACUGUUCUUCCAAGAUUUACCGCCCGUAUGCUUGUGUUUCUGCUAUGGAAUUAUGCUCAUAAUCAAACCCUUCUAACUUGCA